This is a messenger RNA of Rhipicephalus sanguineus (brown dog tick), 438 nucleotides long. RefSeq lists its product as uncharacterized. The record is from RefSeq and is a predicted model, not a curated record. The transcript has a single exon. NCBI's taxonomy places the organism in Eukaryota, Metazoa, Arthropoda, Arachnida, Ixodida, Ixodidae. Bases 1 to 438 code for a protein of 145 amino acids.
AUGAAGAGAGUGGAUGCAGGAACUGCACUGGGGUGCGAUGAAUUGCUGAUGAGCCUCAUAAAGGCACUGGGUCCGAAAGCGAAGGAAAGAGUGGAGGAGUGUGUGGCCGAGGUGCUGGUGAACGCCAGAAUCCCAGGGGAUUGGAAGCGGAGCAAGGUCAGGCCCCUGUACAAAGGUGCAGGCAGUCCAAGGGACCUAACCAGCUACAGACCUAUAGCCAUAACACCUGUGCUGUAUUGGCUAGCCAUGCAGGUGAUGAAGUCAAGAGUCCAGCGGUGGGCAGAAGCCACCGGCGUGCUGGGCGAAUUGCAGAUGGGCUUCCGCCAGGGACCUCACAUAAAGGACAACCUGCUGAUUCUCAUACAGGGCAUUGAAAUGACGAGUCGGACGGGGAGCCCAACUGUAUGUUGCUUUCCUGGAUACUGCGAAGGUCUAUGA